Molecule: messenger RNA, 891 nt
Organism: Trichophyton benhamiae CBS 112371
Lineage: Eukaryota; Fungi; Ascomycota; Eurotiomycetes; Onygenales; Arthrodermataceae
Exons: 2
Coding region: 1-891 (296 amino acids)
Molecular function (GO): protein binding
Source: RefSeq, a predicted model, not a curated record
AUGACACAAACACAACACACUACUUCAACCAGAUCCAGAAAAGCGAAAGCCAUGGGACUGCUUACGAUCCCGGUAGAGGUACUGGACGAGAUCGCCGGCUAUUUAAGCUACUCGUCCCGGUUCGCUCUCUCCCUCACCUGUCGAGCACUUCAUACCUGGAUCGACAACCCAUAUUGUACUUCGAAAAAGCGUGACAAACUUCUUUCUGAACGGCUAUCACAGUCCCGAUGCCCUGUGAUCAAGCCCAAGGACCUGUUUGAAAUUGAGAUGUGGCCAGCAUACAUGAAACAAGACAAUCUCCAGAUGGCUCACGGCUACUUCGCCUGUGGGGAGUGUGUCAGACUCCGGCGCGCACGACACUUUACAAACGCCAUGAUGAAAGGGAAGAGAGGCAAGAUUGGGUCAGGCACCAUUGAGCAACGGUCGAAACGAGUCUGUAUCCAGUGUUGUUUACGACUUGGCCGGUUUUCCCCUGGAACAACCUUCUACUUUGGAGGAGCUGAAGUCCAUGGAUUUGGCAUCAUUUGCGCGAGAUGCCGCAGAUACGAAGGAUAUGAGGAUUAUCAUUGGAACAGAUCUGACACUUGCGGCGGAUGCUUGCUCAUGUAUGAAAUGCCAGUCAGGCACUACUCGUUGUACGAAAAGAGUGUAGAGGACUAUCUUGCUCAAGCUCGACACGUGACCCAUCUGGUGAUCAACCAAAAAACCGCCAGCAGCCAGAGAAGACGCGAAGAAGAAGCAAAGAAGCAAAGAAGCAAAGAAACGCAGGAGGAGACAAAGAGAAGACAAAAGACAACGGCUGGGGAUGCGAGUCUAAGGGCGACCGAGUCCCUCCUGCUCUCCCAUCUUCGCGUGUCCUACCCUGACAGCCGAAACUUCCCCCUUUUCUGA